AUGUCAAUCACAAAAACCAUCGCCAGCACCAAGCAGUUCGAAUUGUCCCUCACCCUCGACCGCAGUGCCAGAGAUUCCUUCACCUUCACCAACUUUGAUAAACUCAAGGGUAAACUCCACUUGAUCCCUAAAAAAACCAUCACCAACAUCAACUCAAUCGAUAUCGCUUUUGAAGGGUACACCAAAACCGCGUUGCCUGGAUCGUUCAAAACCCCCGAUUUCUCAUCACAAUUGUACGGCGGCCCAUCGGUCGAUAAGCAGAACCUCAUCACCAACCCUUUUUUGCAAUCCAACUUCAGUUUCUUGGAAAACAACUUGACCGUCGAAUGCCAUAACUUGGUUCACCAAAAGAAAUCCCUCUAUCAUUAUCAUCAUCAUCAUCACCAACAAGAUGGGUUCUUCUUGCCUGGGACCAGCUAUUCGUACGAUUUUGAAAUCAUCAUCCCUUCCGAAGCAAGAUGCUGUCUCCUGGACCAGUGUGAUAACCACAAUAAUACAGUGUUCCACAUUGACCCCUUAACAAAUUGCAAGAUUAAAGUGCCACAGCAUAAAAGAAACCUUUAUUUGGGUAAACGCAAAGUCCUUAACCAUCAUCUUCCUCCAAGCAUCGGUGUGUCACUGACACAGAAAAAAACCAGCGAUCUUUUCAACGUUUUUUAUUAUUUGAAAGUAUCGGUAGUACAAGAUACCAAAAAGCAAAAAGAUUCCAUUACCGAGGGUUAUUACGAAAUCAACUUCUUACCAAGAGAAUUCUCCGUCGACGUGUGGGCCAGAGACCGCCGAUCCAUGAAAAUCGUCAACAACAAAUCGGGAAGACUCUUCAAACUUGAAUCGGAUUCCAUGAAGCAAACCUUACUUGAUUACAAGAAAUCGUUGGUGGAUCCCACUCUGUCAUCACCAUCAUCGAAAUACAAUAAUAAGUUCAAAUCGAAAAGUUAUAAAUCGAUGGUCGAAAAUUUGAAGAAAUUCCCCAGUUUCGACGAUAGUUUGUAUUUGGAAAUGAGAUUAUACGAAUCAGAGUAUUUCACUCCGUCAUCGACGCCGAAAAUGAAACUCUUCUUGGUCUCCCUUAAAAACCCUAAUGAUGCUAAAUCGCUUAUCUCCGGGAAGAAAAUCUCCGGGAUCCAAAUCCGUAAUUUGAUCAUCGAUUUGACUGAGAAUUACGAAAUCAAAAAUCAAUCGAUAAACGGAUCAAAGAAGGAGAACUAUCGGACGGCAUUCCAUGGCCAAGACCAGGAAUUCAUCACCGAUCAAUUACAUCAAAGAAUCAAUCUUUUUAAGACUCCUGAAGAUUUCUCCCAUGAUAUAUCUUUGGAAUUCGAUGGACAAACCAAUAAUGUCGAUGUCAAGUAUUCGGCUGCCAACCCUUGUCUUUGUUCUUCUUCUCCUCCUCCUCCUCCUCCUCCUCCUCCUCCUCCUCCUCCUCCUCCUCCUCCACCACCUUCGAGCACCACCCUUAAGUUUAUCAAAAAUGUUCACAGAUUGUCAUCGCUUACUAAUGAACCAAUCUACGAAUGUGAGAUCCCGUUCAAUGAUUUUGUUAACGUCUCGUCCAACUCCCCAAAACCUAAUUCUCCAGGGAUGGUGAUCCCCGCUGAUGUGAUCCCAAGUUUUAGAAGUUGUAACAUCAAGAAAAGUUACGGGAUUUCCGUGAAAUGCGACUACAUUGGGAUCUUACCGGAUUCCGUUGCCAUUUCACCACAACAGUCUUUAUUAACCGGGUCUCAAAAAGAUCGAUCAGGAUUUUCAUUCAAGAAAAUCACUAGAAGAGACUCCCCUACCAUUGACGAAACCGCGCGUACUGCGUUUGAUUUCAAAAUCAAGAUCCUCAGUGGGAUUUCCAACAUCAUUGAGCCAGUCCAAGUAUGCGAUGAUCUAAACUAUACCGAGCAAGAUGUCAUGGAUCUUUCGACAAAACUCGAGACUUUGCCAUUGUACGAUGAUCUUUUCAAUAACGUUGAUCAUUCUUCGACUUUGACUAGCGUGAGCAGUCUGAGUAGUAGUGGUACCCGAAGUAUCAAUGAUGAUUUUCUGGUCGAUUUCAUCCCAAGGAUUGUCAAUAUUGACAUUGCAAACAAUAAUGAAGGGUUUGGGCUAGUUGAAGUGAUUUAA
Molecule: messenger RNA, 2112 nt
Organism: Saccharomycopsis crataegensis
Lineage: Eukaryota; Fungi; Ascomycota; Saccharomycetes; Ascoideales; Saccharomycopsidaceae
Exons: 1
Coding region: 1-2112 (703 amino acids)
Source: RefSeq, a predicted model, not a curated record